This is a messenger RNA of Pochonia chlamydosporia 170, 513 nucleotides long. Its product is annotated as CMGC/DYRK protein kinase. The transcript is spliced from 3 exons. The record is from RefSeq and is a predicted model, not a curated record. NCBI's taxonomy places the organism in Eukaryota, Fungi, Ascomycota, Sordariomycetes, Hypocreales, Clavicipitaceae. The coding region runs from base 1 to 513 and encodes 170 amino acids. Gene Ontology annotation, biological process: protein phosphorylation. Gene Ontology annotation, molecular function: protein kinase activity; ATP binding.
AUGGUUCAAAUCAGCGACUUUGGCCUAUCGGUAUCAGGCAAGACACAACAAACCGGCUGUAUCCAGGCAGAGCCCUAUCGGGCGCCAGAAGUCAUUCUCGAUGCCGGCUACUCAUAUAGUGCAGAUAUAUGGAGUCUCGGUGUCUUGAUAUGGGAGCUACUAGAAGGUAAAAGGCUGUUUAAUCCAAUCGAUGAGAAAAACGAGGGCGAGUAUAACGAAAGUCUGCACCUUGCUCAGCUCACCAAACUACUGGGACCGCCACCCCGAGCCAUGCUUUCUUCGGGUCGGAGGACGGCAUUGUUUUAUAAGCCGAAUGGUGAUUUGAAGCAACCUGAGCUGGUGCCUGACAAUUUCGACCUCAAGAAUACCGUCUCUAGUAUUAGCGGUCAGGAAAAGGACAAGUUUUUAGAGUUCGCCAGAAGGAUGAUAAAGUGGGAUCCAGAAGAGCGAAGUACAGCCAAGGAGUUGCUUAAAGAUCCGUGGCUGUACGAAGACUUUCCUUCAAAGGAGUAG